Microthlaspi erraticum is the source of this 780-nucleotide messenger RNA. The record is from the annotation of a GenBank genome assembly. Lineage: Eukaryota; Viridiplantae; Streptophyta; Magnoliopsida; Brassicales; Brassicaceae.
AUGACAGGACAGCAUGCGAUCUUACCUGAAGUGAAUAAACACAGGAAUGCGUCGCCAAGCUUUUUAGGGUUUGAUCCGGUUGGGAAGCAAUUCAAGGUAUUCGCGGAGGGUACUUAUCCAUGUUUUAUGGAGACGGAUUUUUGGAAAAUUCUGACAUUGGGAACUGAAGAACCUACGUGGAGGAGUAUAAACGGUUUUCCCUGGUACAACAAUCGUUCGAGUGAAGGGAUAUGCAUCAAUGGGGUUUUGUAUUACUUGGCUUCAAGGUCUGCUGACGAAACGUCGACCCAUAUGAACACUAUUUGCCUUGAUGUUAGGUCUGAGAAAUUCAAAAACAUUGAUACUGGACGAUGUCACGUUGGUUUAAUACAUGGUGCUAAAUUGAUAAAUUAUAAAGGUAGAUUAGGUGGGGUUAGUUUGGAGUAUGGUAAAGAUGAUAUUGGAAGGCGUGUCCUUGAGUUGACAAUGUGGGUUCUAGAGGAUGUCGAGGAACAGGAAGGCUCGGCAAAUGUCUUCACUUUGUCGGAUGAUAAAAUUGUUGAUGAAGAAGUUUUCGUUGCUGGAGUGACUUCUAGAGGUGAUAUUGUUUUGUCAAUGAAGAGGAGAGUUGCAUGCAAACCGUUUUAUGUUUUCUACUUCAAUCCCGAAAGCAGCGUUCUCCAGAGUGUUGAAAUCCAAGGUUUUGGUGAGCUUGUUGGCAAUAUUAAAGUAUUUGUAGACCAUGUAGAGGAUAUUCGUACGUUGGAUGUUAUCAAGACAAGUGCCAGAACGGAAGUGUAA